Messenger RNA from Hypanus sabinus (Atlantic stingray), 7167 nucleotides. It is a transcript of the gene med4, whose product is annotated as mediator complex subunit 4. Gene Ontology annotation, molecular function: transcription coregulator activity. Gene Ontology annotation, cellular component: mediator complex; core mediator complex. Gene Ontology annotation, biological process: regulation of transcription by RNA polymerase II. NCBI's taxonomy places the organism in Eukaryota, Metazoa, Chordata, Chondrichthyes, Myliobatiformes, Dasyatidae. Bases 87 to 845 code for a protein of 252 amino acids. The record is from RefSeq and is a predicted model, not a curated record. The transcript has 7 exons.
AACUGCCGCUGCAAAUCCAAUUGCCACCAGUACGUCAGGGAGGCGCUGUUCCGCGCCUGCGCACACCGGAAGCGUGUCUCGGCGUAAUGGCGGCCUCGGAGAGGAGUACGAGGGAUAAGCUGUUGGGAGUGUUAGAUGAUUUGGAAGUGUUAUGUAGGGAAUUAAUUGAGCUACUUGCAUUAUCCAGAAACCAAAAAAUUGCACAGCCAGGUGAAGAAAAUCAGAUCUUGAAUCUGUUGAUUCAGAAGGAUGGAGAAUUCCAAGAAAUAGUAAAAGUUGCAUUGGAGCAAGGUAAAAUCCAGGAGGAAAUGCACCUUCUGGAGAAAGAGGUGGAAAAAAGAGAUGGUGACAUCCAGCUGUUACAAAAACAGCUCAAAGAGGCUGAACACAUAUUGGCCGCUGCUGUGUAUCAAGCCAAAGAGAAAUUAAAAUCUAUAGAGAAAGCAAGAAAAGGUGCAAUCUCAUCCGAAGAGCUUAUCAAAUAUGCUCAUAGGAUAAGUGCUAGCAACGCAGUAGCAGCACCACUAACAUGGGUCCCAGGUGAUCCACGGAGACCAUAUCCUACUGAUCUGGAAAUGAGGAGUGGUCUUCUGGGACAACAAAGUAACCUUUCAACCAACGGAAUGAAUGGGCAUUUACCUGGCGAUGCACUGGCUGCAGGCAGAUUACCAGAUGUACUUGCACCUCAAUACCCAUGGCAAUCAAAUGACAUGCCCCUCAAUCUAUUGCCUCCAAACCACAACAAUGAUUUUAUGUUGGAACCUCCUGGUCAUAACAAAGAGAACGAAGAUGAUGUGGAAGUUAUGUCAACAGAUUCUUCAAGCAGCAGUAGUGACUCUGACUGAAGGCAGUAUGCCCCAUUGUUCAAAACAAAAUUUUUGCUGUUCCUAUUUGAUAUUGUUGAUGCAGAAUUGAUAUGAACAUAUUUAUAUUUUGAUAAUCUUUGUUGUGAGAUGGAUAAAAUUCUGUACACGUGUGAAGUGAUGCUUAAAGACAUGUCUUCUGCAGAAUUUAACUUGUUAUCCAGUUAUUUUUGAUUGUAGAAGAUAGUAAUAACACUAUAAAGUAAAAUAUCCUGGAUCAAUUUAUUCUGUAGACUUCCAAACCCUGAAAUAUAGAGCUAAAUUGCUCUGCUAUAUGUUAAUUACAGCAUUUUCUCUAGAAAAGGUGGAAAUAAGUGGUUUCUCCUACAAUAAAAUUCUAAAAAUUCGAAACUUCAGCAGAAGUUUAUAAUGCAACAUAAUGCAGAAAAGAGAACUGAAAAAGAAACCAAAAAUAGCAACUUAUUGCAACUUUUAACUGCCGCGAGAAUUAAAUGAGAAUUAGUGAGAAUUAAAUACAUUUCAUAAACCAUUUAAACUGUGACAAGAAAGGAAGCCACAACCCUAGUCUAAAAAUUACGCUAUUACAGGAAUAACUUAGCAACUAUGUUAGAACUGGUUUCCCAAAAUGUUGACAAUUUCAUUUUCCCUUCUCCCUCUCAAAUGUUUGACAUCUCGUCUCUUAGUCCAGACUCUUUUUAUAUGGACAAUUAGACUGAUUAGUUCACUGUGAUAUUACAGUACAUUUUCCACAAUAAAAAAGUUGUUUGUACAAAAUAUUGUUUGAAAUGUAUAUUUUGUGAUUAAGUAUGUUUUCUAUAUUGUAAAUAAAUACUGUCUUUUACACACAGAUAAUAUUCAUGGUUUUACUUAUGGAGAUAUUUUUAACUGAUCUUCCAUACUUGAGAGCCUUCCCAAACUUCUAAGGAGCCUGCAAAAUCAUACGCCUCAAUGGGAACCAAGGGUCCAAGGAAUUGGACCAUGGCAUGAAUAAGGUUGUGAACUCCUGAUGGGAACCAAAUGAUACUCUCCACACUUAAAUGAUUACCACCACAAUCAGAUAGUCAUCCCUGCUCCACUGAUAACUGUUCACACAUGCUAUUGUUGGUUUGUGUGGUAUUUUCAAUUCAGUUCAGUUUCAGUUUAUUGUCAUUUAGGAACCACAAAUGCAAUGCAGUUAAAAAAUGAGAAUGUUCCUCCAGAAUGAUAUCACAAAAGCACAUGACAAAACAGACUACACUAGAAAAUCCACAUAAUGUUUGGUAAUCCCCAAAUCCAGAGUCCAGAGAGGCUGCUGUGUAUUAAUAUCACACUACCAUCUUAGCGCAUUCCCCGGAAAGGAGCUCCAAACCCACCAGACAAAACAAGACUACCCAGACACACCAAGUCAGAAGACCAACUCUACCACCCAACAAACCAACAACUAAAGCUAUAAGACCUACACAAAACUACAUAGUUACAUAUAAUUGUAGUUAACAUACAAUUACAACAGUGCAGACAAUAUCAUAAUUGAUUAAAAAAAAACAGACCAUGGGCACAGUAAAAAAUAAUCCAAAAAUGUUAAAAGACUAUGAUUUCGAAAGAAACCGCCAGUUUCAAGUCCUCAGGGUCCCGAUAGAUUCGUCAUCUCACGCAGGUGGCAAAAGGGAAUACCCCCGCUAUGGACUUACAAGGUGCUGCCGGACUCAGCCUCACAGACGCAGCACACAAUGAAAGCUCCGUCAGACCCAGCCUUGCAUAUGCAGCACAGAGUGAAAGCGCCCCGACCGCAGCGGAUUCAGAGUCCGUCGAAGCUCCGACCAUUCCCUCCGGCACAGCUUCUCCGAGCACAGUCCUCUGCCGAGCGCACUAUGACGCCCCGCCAACGGCCACCAGCAACGCGACCCCGAGGACUGGAGGCCUGUUCUUCUCAGCAGAGACCCGGACCCCUCAGCAGUAGCAACAAAGAAGGCCUUCCUGAUGCUUGUACAGGAGAGAAAACCCUUCCUAUCCAUGAGAAACAGCUGGCAGCUCACACAGAGAAGCUCUUCACUCAGAAUUGUGAGCUGCUUUCAAGUGUGGGUGAUCUUGUUACUCAAAGAGACCAUAAAUCUGCUCAUGAGAGGAAGUUCUCUGCUCAAUGGAAACAUCAAGCUUUUCCUUAGCAUCUCUCUCUAUUCUGGGACCUUCGAGAGCCACAUUGUGGCUAGUGCAACACUAUUAUAGUUUGGGGUGCUGGAGUUCAAUUCUGAGGUCAUCUGCAAGGAGUCUGCACAUCCUCCUCAUUGAAUGUGUGGGUUUCCACCUUGUGCUCUGGUUUCCUCCCACAGUCUACAGAGGUAUCAGAAGGUUAACUGAUCAUUGUAAGCUGUCCUGUGGGCUAGGGUUAAAUCAAGGGUUGCAGGGCAGUCCAGAUUGAAGUGUCAAAAUGGCCGAUUCCACACUGUAUCUCUAAAUAAAAUAAUAAAAUAAAACUACAGAGCACAUCUCCAACGGGAUCAGGCUGAGACUGCACAGAAACAGAAAAACUUCAUACAGUAUCAUUCUCUACACAGAACCGUCACUUGAGAGGUAUUACUGGAUUUGUGCUAAGGAGUUGAAUGUCAUGGUUGCCUUGAACAUAAAAAAUAACGGAACUAUUCUGUCCCAUAUGCCUGCUCUGCCAUUGUCUAUUUUCCUGGAGCAAUAAAGCUAUCUCUUGAUCCCUGAUAAAUCCUACAAUAAAAUAGACCGCUCCAAUGUAUGUUGCUCAUUCUUCACAAUGCCACUCUAUAGUGGUGCUGUGGGAUGUCAAAACGCAAUGAUGCAUUUUGGUCAUUGCCACCUUCAAUCCCAUUUCUGCCUCCCGACUCUCUGUAAUCCUAGAAUUCCUAGGGGGAGAAAAGUGGCUGCUCCCAAACUGCCAAAGAGAAAGCAGGAAAUAGUUACACUCAAGCUACAUAUAUUUAUGGCAGAGCAGCAGUAAACAUUGUCUUCUGUUGAUCAGUUCAAAGGGACUGUCGUAAUCUUAAUGAAAUGCAAUCAGUAUCUAUCAUUUCUGGCAGCAUCUGCCAUUACAAAUGAUGAUUGUCUCCUCCAGCCUGUUAAAUGUGUUGCACUUCAGAGGCCACCCUUCUGUUCCCAUUAUUUUGGUGGAUAUUAUAUUAUGCUACUUUUGUAGGGUUGACCUGUAUGUGGGGAAUACAGGGGAUUGAAAAUCCAUUGGUGGGGUGUGGAUGGGAGGUUUGAAAAAGUUAAAAAUGUAUAUGAGAACUGUACUUUCAAGCCUUCACAGAACAUUAUGUGAAGCAAUCUUUUUCAAAUUGUUCUAUAGUGUGGGGAGUUCUCACUCUUGGAAAAGACAAUUUGGGUCAUCUUUCAGGCUCAUCUAAAGCUGGUUCAGGUGUGUAUCUCUUGGCACAUACGGUUCAAACAAAAUUGUGAACCCUUUGCAAUUUUUCUGCGUUAAUUAGUUAUAAAAUGUGGUCUGAUCUUUAUUUAAUAGACAAACAAUCUGCCUAAACUAAUAACACACCAACAAUUGUACUUCUCAUCAAUACUGAGUACACAGUCCAGGUUCAAAAAAGUACAUGAACCUCUGGGGUAAUGCCUUCUACAAAAACUAUUUGGAGUCAGGUGCUCCAAUCAAUGAGAUUGGAGGUGUGAGUUGUAGAGGUGCCCUGCUCUAUAAAAAAGACACACAAAGUCAGGUUACUGACAACCUGCUCAAGAAAGAUCUGUUUAUGUGCACUAUGCCUCAAUCAAAACAACUUUCAGAGGACUUUAAGGGAAGAAUUGUAGAGAUGCAUGGAGCUGAAAAAGGCUACAAAAGUAUUUCUAAAGACCUGAGUGUUCAUCAGUCCACAGUAAAAGAAAUUGUCUACAAAAGGAGUAAACUCAGUACUGUUGCUACUCUCGCUAGGAGUGGGUGUCCUGCAAAGAUCACAUCAAGAGCACAACGUGCAAUGCUGAAGGAGAUGAAAAAGAACCCAAAGGUAACAAGUAAAGAUCUGUAGAAAUCUCUGAAACUUGCUAAAGUCUCUGUUCAUGUGUCCACCAUAAGAAAAACACUGAACAAGAAUGGUGUUCAUGGAAGGACACCACAGAGGAAACCACUGCUCUACAAAAACUUGCAUAUGUCAAGUUUGCAUAAGACUACCUGGAUGUUCCACAACACUUGUGCGACAAUGUUCUGUGGACAGAUGAGACAAAAGUUUAACUCUGGCAGAAAUGCACACCGCUAUGUUUGGAGGGCAAAGGAUACUGCACCCCAACACAAAAACCUCAUCCCAUUUGUGAAGCACGGUGGAAGGAGCAUCAUGGUUUGGGCUGCUUUGCUGCCGCAGGGCCUGAACGGCUUGUAAUCGUUGAUGGAACAAUGAAUUCAAAACUGUUUCAAGACAUUUUACAGGAGAAUGUCAGGGUAGCAGUCCAUCACAUGAAGCUCAAUAAAAGUUGGAUGAUGCAACAAAAUAAUGAUCUGAAACACAGGAGUAAAUCAACAACAGAAUGUUUUAAAAAGGAGGAAAUUCAUGUUUUGGAAUGGCCGAGUCAGAAUCCAGAGCUUAACCCAAUUGAGAUGCUGUGGCAUGACCUGAAGAGGGUUGUUCAUUUAAGGUAUCCUAGAAAUAUUGAUGAACUGAAACAGUUUUGUACACAGGAAUGGUCUAAAAUUUCUCCUCACCGUUGUUUAGGAAAUGUUUAGCGGAGAUAAUUGCUGCCAAAGGUUCUACCAGUGAUUAAAUAUAAGGGUUCGCAUACUUUUUCCAGCCCGGACUGUGAAUGAUGAAACAAUGUAUUCAAUAAAGGCAAGAAAAGUACAAUUGUUUGUGUGUUAUUAGUUUAGGCAGAUCAUGCUUGUCUAUUAUUGUGACCUAGAUGGAGAUCAGACAACUGUAAUUCAUGCAGAAAACAAGGUGAUUGCAAAGGGUUCAUAAACUUUUUUCUUGCAACCGUAGGUUGUUUCUGCUAGUAAGUGUUUCAUUGAAGAGAAUGGAAAAUCUCUCCACUGAAUCCAUUUACAUCAAUGGCCACCUUAUUAGAUACACCUGAGAACCCGAUGUGGUCUUCUGCGUCUGCUGUAGCCCAUCCACUUCAACUUUCAAUGUGUUGUGCAUCAGAGAUGCUCUUCUGCACACCACUGUUAUAUAGUGUGGUUACUUGAGUUACUGUCACCUUCUUGUCAGUUUGUACCAGUCUGGCCGUUCUCCUCUGACCUCUCACAUUAACAAGGUGUUUUUGCCCAAAGAAUUGCCGCUCACUGGAUACCUUUUGCUUUUUGCACCAUUCUCUGUAAACUCUAAAAGCUGUUGUGCAUGAAAACUGCAGGAGAUCAGCAGUUUCUGAGAUACUCAAACCACCCUGCCUAGCACCAACAAUUAUUCCACAGUCUAAGUCAUUUAAAUCACAUUACUUCCCCAUCUCGAUGUUUGGUCCAAACAGCAACUGAAUCUCUUGACCAUGUCUGCAUCCUUUUAUGCAUUAAGUUACUGCAUUGUGAUUGCUUGAAUAGAUACUUGCAUUAAGGAGCAGCUGUACAGCUAUACCUGACAGGUCACCACUGGGUGUAUAUGUUACAUUAUCUGGCUGCCAAGGUCAGUAUGCCUCCAGGGACUGCCGUGCUUCUGCGAUCAACACAUAGCUGUGUUGUCAGGUAUCUUGUAUUAAAUGCUUGGAAGACCAUGAGGCAUUACAAUAGAAUUAGGCCAUUUGGCCCAUUGAAUCUGCUCUGCUAUUCAAUCAUGGCUGACAUAUUACCCCUCUCAACCAAUUUUCCUGAAUUCUCCCCAUAACCUUUGAUACCCUGACUAAUCAAGAACCUAUCAAUCUCUGCUUUAUGUAUACCCAAUGCCUUGGACUCCACAGCCAUCUGUGGCAAAAAAAAAUCCCAAUAUCUACUAGCCUCUGGCUAAAGAAAUACCUCUUCUUCUAUGUUCUAUGGUGGGAGUUCCCACCCUGGGGGGACUCCUCAGUUAAUGGUAGGGGUCCACGGCAUAGAAAAGGUUGGGAACCCCUGCUCUAAACGGCCAUGUUUCUAUUCUGAGGCUGUGCCUUCUGCUCCUAGACUUCCACACUACAAGAAACAUCCUCUCCAUGUCCAUUCUAAUAAGAACUUUCAAUAUUCGGUAGGUUUCAAUGAGAUCCCACCUCAUUAUUCUAAACUUCAGUGAUUACAGGCCCAGAGCCAUCAAACAGUCAUCAUAUGUUAACCUUUCCAUUCCCAGGAUCAAUCUCGUAAACCACCUCCGGACCCUCUCUAUUGCCAGUAAAUCCUUUCUUGGAUACAGGGCCCAAAAUUACUCACAAUACUCCAAAGCAACAGACGCAAGAUGCUGGAAAAACUCAGCAGGCCAGGCAGCAUCAAUUGGGAAGAGUAAACAGUUGACGU